AUGAGUACUAGUGCGCGACGCCGUUUGCUUCGGGAUUUCAAGAGGCUCCAAAAUGAUCCUCCUUCAGGCGUGACGGGUGCCCCGAUGGACACGAACAUUAUGCUCUGGCAGGCAGUCAUCUUUGGCCCCGACGACACUCCUUGGGAAGGAGGCACGUUCAAGCUGACGCUCGAGUUUACGGAAGAUUACCCCAACAAGGCUCCUCAGGUCCGCUUCUUGACCAAGAUGUUCCAUCCCAACAUUUACAAUGAUGGUCAGAUUUGUUUGGAUAUUCUGCAGAAUCAGUGGAGUCCUAUCUAUGAUAUUUCGGCCAUUCUGACAUCCAUUCAGAGUUUGCUCUGUGAUCCCAACCCGGCGUCGCCAGCCAACUCGGAGGCGAGUCGUCUGUACAAUGAAAAUAGACGUGAAUACAAUCGUCGUGUCCGGGAAAUUGUGGAACAGAGUUGGCUCGAUGAAUCAUGA
Molecule: messenger RNA, 462 nt
Organism: Seminavis robusta
Lineage: Eukaryota; Bacillariophyta; Bacillariophyceae; Naviculales; Naviculaceae
Source: the annotation of a GenBank genome assembly